CAUGUAUUUACUGCAGAAUUGCAAUAUGUCAGCCCCCAUGUCAAGGAGUAGAUAAUUUCUAUUGGCAACUGGAUAAUCCUUAAAAUGCUUCUGGAUUUGAUCAGAGGAAACGAACUUUCUUCAGUUGUACUUGUCAAAGACAGCGUAGACUGUAUUGAUGCAUCAAAUGUUCAUGUUUUAUAUAAUUUUCUUCUAAAUCAAAUUCAAAGAUUUGAGAAAGUUAUAUUAUUGUGUUACGAAGACUCUCCAGAAUCCUACACGCAUGCACUUCCAGAAAAUAUUGAAGCAAGGAUUGUUUCUCUGGAUGGCACCAAGCAUCCACAUACAUGGUUAGAUUUUCAUGAUUUUGAUAAAACUGGUGUUGAUGGAAACAUUAAAAAACUUUUAGAAGAUAAUUUACCUCAAGGCAAUGGGAACAUUGGCAUUGUUAUUGACAGUCUAAGCUUCCAUCUUUUAUUGCGUCCACCAUCUUUUACAUGCCAGUUUCUACGUAAAUUAUCUACUUCACAAAUCAAAGGUUAUGAUAUAAAACAAAUAGUAUGUGGUAUACAUGGUGAUAUAUUUGAUGAGAAUAGUUUAAGAUUAGUAGAACAUACAGCAAGUAGUGUAUUAAUAUUGUCACCAUCACAGAUAACAUCUCAUACCAGUAUAUGUAGCUCUAUACAUCACAGAACUUCAGGAAAAGUCUUACGAAUGAAUGAAUAUUUUAAUGUAGAUGAAAAUAAUAUAGUGAAAGAUCUGAGAGAAGUUAAAUCUACAGCAGGUACUACAGAACCAGAAGAAAAAUCGAUUGAUCCAGCAUCAAAUUUAACUUUUAAUUUAACUUUAAAAGAAAGUGAAAAAGAAGCUCGAAGUCAGUUGGUUCUGCCUUACACGUAUGAUAAAAAUAAACAAGAUGCAGCUUUAAAUCAGCCCGGAGGUGGUAAGAUAUUCUAUGAAGCUGAUGAUGUGGAUGAUUUAGAUGAAGAAGAUCCAGAUGAUGAUUUACAUAUAUAGCUAUAUGACUUUAUAAGUUGUCUGUGUUUCAGUUAAUUGGAGUGUGACUGAGUGAUCUGGAUCAUAAGGGGUGUUAUCAAUGCAAAUGUUGUGGUUUUGAUACAAUGCUUCUCUAUGAGAUGUAAAUAUUCUGCUUUAGGCCAAAAAAUAAAGUUUUCUCUCAGGAGAGCAUACAAUGCCCUUCUUCCCCUACCACAGCAAACUUGCAUCUUAAUUUCCAUUAUCAAAUUCCGUACAUAAUGAUAAACAGAUAAUUAGAAGGGGUUCUGUUGAAAUAUUUUGCAUCAUUCUGUAAUUUGUGGGUGUAAUAGAGAAAAAAGAUAUAUAUAGUUAUUCAACACUUAUUAUUUAUAUUCUAAUAUACAUCCUUAAUAAAGUGUAUAAAAAUAGUUACAUA
Molecule: messenger RNA, 1393 nt
Organism: Patella vulgata (common limpet)
Lineage: Eukaryota; Metazoa; Mollusca; Gastropoda; Patellidae
Product: elongator complex protein 5
Exons: 8
Coding region: 85-996 (303 amino acids)
Biological process (GO): tRNA wobble uridine modification
Cellular component (GO): cytosol; elongator holoenzyme complex; nucleus
Molecular function (GO): tRNA binding
Source: RefSeq, a predicted model, not a curated record